AUGAAUACACCUCUACAAUUUCAUUCAAUUCAUGGGGAACACAUAAAAUUAUCACGAAAUAAUACAAUAGCAAAACGUGUUGAUAGCUUUUGUAAAGGCAUCUGUUUUAGUAAUCGAACGAUUCAAAUACGUGAAAGAGUUUAUGUUCGCCUUCUUAGUAAAAGUAUACAGUGGACAGGUUUUCUUCGUCUUGGCGUAACUACAUCCGAUCCCAGUACUCAUCGAGUAUCAACUUCAUUGCCACGUCAUGCAUGCCCAGAUUUGACUUGUCGACCUGGUUAUUGGGCUAAAUGUGUACCAGAAAAUUGUUUCGAUUUAACAAACAAAUUAACUUAUUUCUAUGUUGAUGAAAAUGGCGAACUAUUUCUUAAUACACCAACUGGAGAAAUUUCAUUGCUCACUGGAAUAUUCGUUCAAGAACCACUUUGGGCUUUAUUAGAUAUCUAUGGUAAUUGUAUCAGUAUUGAACUUGCCGAGGAUCAACAAAAACGUUCCGUAUCGGUUAAUGAUCAACUUCGUAAUUUAAAUCCCAUAGUUACAUCACCAAUUUUCAAAGAUAUUUGUAAUGAUCUAACACCAUUACCAUUUCUACCUGUACAUAGCUCAUCAAUAUCAUUUUUUUCAUCCUCAUCAAACUCACUACCGAAUCAAUCCAUAGUUCUAUUUGAUAAUCGAACUAAUUGUGAUGGUCUUGUAUUUUUCUCUGAACCAUUAGUAAUUAAUUCAGGUUUAUUAGUGCAAAUAUUAAGUAUCAUACCAUCGAAUGAAUCACAGCGACGAACAACAACGACUACAACAUCUUCAAAUCUUUUACCAUCACAUAUACAAUUCGGUUUAACAAAUUGUAAUACACAAAGUUUAUUACGUUCAAAUGAUUUGCCACUUGAUAUUGAAAAAAUAAAUAAUCGAUCUGAAUUUUGGAUUGUACAAGAUUUUAAAUUCGGUACUAAAACAACAAUCGAUCGUGAAGAUGAAUUUUUAUUUACAUUCAAACAAGAUGGAGUCAUCGAAUAUUCCCAUAAUAAUUCUAAAUUAAAAGAUUUUAUUCAUGUUGAUUCAACUCUCACUUAUUAUCCAUUUCUUAUAUUAAAAGGUGAUAUUGUAGCUGUACGUUCCAUGGGUUUUAUUAAAAAUCUUGACAGAUAUCGUUCGUUACAACAAAUAAAUAACGCAAUACAAACGAAUCAUGCAUGCACUGCUGCAAAUAAUAAUAAUAACAAUAAUAUUACGAAUAAUAAUGGUAACAACGAAUCUGAUUCUAAGUUAAAUCAAGAUUGCACGGUAUGCUUUGAUCAUUUACGAGAUACCGUACUUAUUCCAUGUGGACACAUUUGUUUAUGUUAUACAUGUGCUACAGAAUUGGUUGAACAUGGAUCAAAACAAUGUCCUAUAUGUCGAACAUCAAUACAACUAAUUAAUAAAAUUUAUUUAGCUUAA
This is a messenger RNA of Rotaria socialis, 1437 nucleotides long. The record is from the annotation of a GenBank genome assembly. Lineage: Eukaryota; Metazoa; Rotifera; Eurotatoria; Philodinida; Philodinidae.